Messenger RNA from Rangifer tarandus platyrhynchus (Svalbard reindeer), 387 nucleotides. The record is from the annotation of a GenBank genome assembly. NCBI's taxonomy places the organism in Eukaryota, Metazoa, Chordata, Mammalia, Artiodactyla, Cervidae.
AUGACCGCGUUUCAAUCCCCCGUCCAUGGUUCAGCUCACUUUCCAGAUUGCAACCUGGCCCGAGUCCCAGCUCCUUCCUGCUCGUCCCUUAACCGAAGUGCUUUCUUGUCUGAAAUGCCCACGGCCCUUCCUCCGUGUCGUCGCAUCCUUGGCCAUUGUCACACUGUCGUGUUCCGUGUGUCACUCUGUCUUCGGGGUCAGAUGGCAUCCCUUCCCUUUUCCAGGGCAGAUCUGACUGAAUGUUUGCUGAAGAUUUUUUGUCUCUUGGUCCACAAGUAUUUGGAGAGGUCACUGGAAAUGGUGUUCAGUCUUGGCAUUUCAUUUAGGAUCUCCAUAAGAAAUGGGCUUCUUAGCCCUCAAAGUGUAUAUCGUGUGUCUCAUUUGUGA